This is a messenger RNA of Parathielavia appendiculata, 2706 nucleotides long. Its product is annotated as AdoMet-dependent rRNA methyltransferase spb-1. Gene Ontology annotation, cellular component: nucleolus; nucleus; preribosome, large subunit precursor. The transcript is spliced from 6 exons. NCBI's taxonomy places the organism in Eukaryota, Fungi, Ascomycota, Sordariomycetes, Sordariales, Chaetomiaceae. The record is from RefSeq and is a predicted model, not a curated record. Gene Ontology annotation, molecular function: rRNA (uridine-2'-O-ribose)-methyltransferase activity; rRNA (guanine) methyltransferase activity. Gene Ontology annotation, biological process: maturation of LSU-rRNA from tricistronic rRNA transcript (SSU-rRNA, 5.8S rRNA, LSU-rRNA); maturation of 5.8S rRNA from tricistronic rRNA transcript (SSU-rRNA, 5.8S rRNA, LSU-rRNA); rRNA methylation. Bases 98 to 2593 code for a protein of 831 amino acids.
GCUUUCGCAGCAUUGUCCUUGGUCGGCAAGCCCAUCGUCGUCUCUUCCCAGCCGGCAUCUCAAGGGUCGCAUAUGCUCGUGCCAGUCAGCCAACACCAUGGCGAUUCAAAAGAAGCACGGCAAAGGCCGUCUCGAUAAGUGGUACAAGCUCGCCAAGGAGAAGGGCUAUCGUGCCCGUGCCGCCUUCAAGUUGAUCCAGCUCAACAAGAAAUAUGGCUUCCUCGAGAAGAGCAAGGUUGUGCUCGAUCUCUGCGCGGCGCCAGGCUCGUGGUGUCAAGUAUGCGCCGAGACCAUGCCCAAGGACAGCAUCAUUAUCGGUGUCGAUCUCGCCCCGAUUAAGCCUAUUCCCAAGGUUAUCACCUUCCAGAGCGAUAUCACCACCGAAAAAUGCCGCGCAACUAUCCGAACACACUUGAAGACUUGGAAGGCCGACUGCGUGCUCCACGACGGUGCCCCGAAUGUCGGUACCGCCUGGGUCCAGGACUCCUACAACCAGGCCGAGCUAGCCCUCCAUUCGCUUAAGCUUGCGACUGAAUUUCUGGUUGAGGGAGGAACUUUCGUGACCAAGGUUUUCAGGUCCAAGGACUACAACUCCCUCCUGUGGGUUCUUAACCAGCUGUUCACAAAGGUGGACGCAACGAAGCCCCCAUCAUCCCGUAACGUCUCGGCCGAAAUCUUCGUCGUAUGCCGCGGUUUCAAGGCCCCGAAGCGCAUCGACCCACGGCUCCUCGACCCCCGAUCCGUCUUCGAAGACUUAAAAGACCCAGCGCCGAACAACGAGGCCAAGGUUUACAACCCGGAGGUGAAGAAGCGCAAGAGAGAGGGUUACGAGGAGGGAGACUACACGCAAUUCAAAGAGAUUGCCGCGAGUGAAUUUAUCCAGACGACAGACCCAAUCGCGAUCCUGGGCCAAUACAACCGGCUGACCUUCGAGCAAGCCAAGAAUGGCGAUGUGGCGCUGGCCGCCCUCGAAAAACUUCCCGAGACAACCGACGAAAUCCGCCAAUGCUGCGCCGACCUGAAGGUGCUCGGAAGAAAAGAAUUCAAGCUUUUGCUCAAAUGGCGUCUUAGGGUACGGGAAAUCUUUGGGUUUCCUACCAAAAAGACCACAAAGACGCCACUUGCGGAAGAGGUGGCCGAGGUGGAGAACAUGGACGAGGAGCUCAGGAUCCAGGAGGAGUUGCAGAGGAUAAAGGACAAGGAGUCCCACAAGAAGAAGCGGGAGCGGCGGAAAGAAAAUGAGAGGAAGCAAAAAGAGAUUGUGCGCAUGCAGAUGAAUAUGACGGCGCCAAUGGAUAUUGGUAUGGAGCAGGAGGGUCCCCGGGGCGAAGGUGCCAUGUUCCGCCUCAAGGUCAUCGACCAGACCGACGUUCUGCGCAGGAUAGCCAAGGGAAAGAUGGUCAAGGUCACCGAGGCAGAAGCCAAGAAAGACCGUGACUCAGGUAUCGGCUCCUCAGGCGAGACGGACGACGAGAGUGACGACGAAGCGGACCUCCUGGAACGGGAGCUAGAUAACAUGUACGACCAGUACAGAGAGAGGAAGGCGGCCGCUGACGCCAAGUACCGUGCCAAGAAGGCCAGGCAAGAGCACGGCGACGACGAGUGGGAGGGCGUGUCAGGAAGUGAGAAGGAGGGAAGCGACGACGACGACGACGACGUGCUCGAGGAAGACAGCAGUGAUGAUUCGGAUGCGGAGGAGCGGGGUGACACUAGCAAGCCGCUUAUCCGAGACCUCGACAGCACACCACAGGACGAGGCUGGUCUGUCAAAGCGAGCCCGGGGAUUCUUCAGCCAGGAUAUUUUCCAGAGUAUUCCCGGGUUGCUGGACGUCCCGGAAGAAAAUGAAAGCGAGAACGAGGCGAUGAAGAUCGAUGCCAAAGAAGAAUCUGAGGAUGAAAUACCGACCAUCCAGGAGCAAAAGAAGAUGCGCAAGGAGAGAUCUGCCCGCAAAGAGGAGAGUGGAGGGUUUGAAGUAGUCAAAGAGCGUGACGACGACGAUGACUGGGAAGAGAAGGAGAAGAAGUCGAAGGACGGCAGGCCCAAUAUCGACAUCAUCACGGCCGAAGCUAUGACGCUAGCCCACCAGCUGGCCCGCGGCGAGAAGACGGCCCACGACAUCGUCGACGAGGGUUACAACAAGUAUGCCUUCAAAGACCGGGAUGGGCUGCCAGACUGGUUCCUCGACGAUGAAUCCAAGCACGACAAGCCGCACAAGCCAAUCACCAAGGAGGCUGCACAAGCCAUCAAGGACAAGCUGCGGGCCUACAAUGCCAGGCCCAUCAAGAAGGUCGCCGAGGCGCGGGCCAGGAAGAAGCUCAAGCAGGCGCAGAAACUCGAGAAGCUCAAAAAGAAGGCCGAUUUGCUAGCCGGCGAUGAGGGUAUGUCUGAAAAGGAAAAGGCCACCAGCAUCGCCAAGCUCAUGUCAGCCGCGGCGCGCAAGAAGCGGAAGCAGCCUGUCAAGGUGGUUAAGGCUGCCGGCAUGAACCGCGGCAUCUCCGGCAGGCCGAAGGGCGUCAAGGGACGGUACAAGAUGGUGGAUCCACGCAUGAAGAAGGAGAUGCGGGCGCUGAAGAGGAUUGCGAAGCGGAAAUAGGAUGGUCAAAGUGAUGCAACGUGUUCAUAGUUGGUGGUCAUGCUGAGGUUAGCAUGCUGAGGCAUGGAACAUCAAAGAUACAGGGCGUCAUUCUGCCCUUUGCAGUGCUUUAC